Messenger RNA from Mucor mucedo, 1205 nucleotides. RefSeq lists its product as uncharacterized. NCBI's taxonomy places the organism in Eukaryota, Fungi, Mucoromycota, Mucoromycetes, Mucorales, Mucoraceae. The record is from RefSeq and is a predicted model, not a curated record. The coding region runs from base 36 to 1121 and encodes 361 amino acids. The transcript has a single exon.
CUCCCUUUAAAAUCGCACUCCUUUUUUAUUUAACAAUGAAGCCUGACACUGCAGACGAUAUACCACCCAUCUUGACUCACAAACCAGACACAAAAGACGAAGGCGAGCCAGUAUUUGAUAAACCCAACACGUACGAAGAGCGAGUGCGUUUACCUCAAGAAGUGUUGGAUGACUUGAUCGUUAGAGCGGAAUUUGUCGAUGGCAAACGACCUGCUAUAAAGACGAAUGAAGAUGACGAGGAGGAAAGUGGAGGGUCACUUUUAACCAGCCAUCUGCUAUCACAUAUUCCUUCUUCUACUACGGGACUGACGUCUUCACCACCUCCUGCUGCUCUCAGUCCCAGUGCUUCUAGCGUCAGCAGUAAUAGUAGUAAUAUGAGCAGUGCCACCACCCGUUUAGCGCUACUAAAAAUCCUGAAAACCAAGCCUAUGGAAGACUUGAUCACGUUUGAUUUACGUAAAUACUCUUUAUCUAGACCCCACGAGCAUGAGGUAUAUUUACAAGGCACCAAAGACCAGAAAUACAAAAAGAUCCAACCUCAUUCGUAUUCUUGGGGAUUUCAAAAUAUUCUGUACAAGACCAGUACUGAAAAGAUCAAGGUGGCCGAAGCAAGAAGACGAGCCUUUAAGAAAGAAAUUACAGUGGAAUGGGGAGACUUUCCUUUGCUUUCGACAGAGGAAUUCAAUGGUGAAGAAGACGAUGUGGAGGACGAUGAUACGAUUACGGCAGCCACAGAAAACACCACUAAAUCAAAUCAAUUACACAACAAGACAAACUCGCACCUGUUGUUUACGUACGAAACUGAGUUUGAGGGAUUCCAAAUUCGAUGGAAAAGAGCCAGUUUGUUAUCGCAUGAUAUGGUCUGUGAGGUCAAAUGCGAACAGCCGCAGGAACAAAAGAAGAAAUGGCAUGUCAUUGCCGAAUUCGAUAGUCAUCGUAUGGGCUAUUUUGUACAUCUGGGCGAAUUAAUCAUUGAUAGAAAUGCCCUGAAAUUAGUGGAUAGACCUGAUCAUUUUGAAGCUCACAUCGUCGUCACAUGUUGUACGCUGAUUGAUCUGAUGAGAGAAGUCGUAGAAAAGGCUGUGGGGUUGAGUAAAGGUGGCGUAGUUGGCAGUGAUUAGUUCUAGACUUUAUAUAAAUAAAUAAAUCUUGGUGUUUGGGGAAAGCAAGCUGUAACUAAGAUGUUUAUUAUUUUCACAUGCUUA